GACCACCCUAUAGCUGAUAUACUGCUACAGGGCGGCACCUGUGCGCAGGAUGACAUAUAUAUAUCAUUCUUCCUUUACUGGGUAGGGGGACACACACGCGCCCUACCCGCGCCACCAUUCUUGGCCGUGAAUGUCAACUACCGGGUCCCGGCCGGUAAUUACAUGCCGGCGCACGGUGAUUACUGAGCAUCUCCGAUGGGGAGGAAGAUUGUUUUGUUUACAAACAAUCUUCCUCCCUGUCAACUCGAGCACACUGCUUGGGAUAGCUGUCCAUAGGACAGCCAUCCUGAUCAGUGUGUUUACAGUGCCCCCUAGUAAAACACUCCCAGCACACAGUUAACCCUUUGAUCACCCCUCACAUUAACCCCUUCCUGCCC
This is a messenger RNA of Staurois parvus, 377 nucleotides long. Lineage: Eukaryota; Metazoa; Chordata; Amphibia; Anura; Ranidae. The record is from the annotation of a GenBank genome assembly.